AUGAAGUUGGAUGAUGCCUUGUGGGCAUAUCGGACUAUUUAUAAGACACCCAUAGACAUGUCACCAUAUACGUUCGUGUUUGGAAAGGCUUGUCAUCUGCCGUUGGAAUUGGAAUAUAAGGCGAUGUGGGCAGUUAAUAAACUUAACUUUGAUCUUAAGGUUGCAGGAGAAGAGAGAAAACUUCAACUACUAGAGUUGGACGAGUGGAGAUUACAAGCGUAUGAGAAUUCCGAAAUUUACAAAGAACGCACCAAGCGAUGGAAUGAUAAGCGUCUUUGCAAGAAAAACCUCAAGACAGGUCAAAGGGUAUUAUUGUUCAACUCUAGGUUGUGUCUCUUUCCUGAAAACUGA
Messenger RNA from Benincasa hispida (wax gourd), 351 nucleotides. NCBI's taxonomy places the organism in Eukaryota, Viridiplantae, Streptophyta, Magnoliopsida, Cucurbitales, Cucurbitaceae. The record is from RefSeq and is a predicted model, not a curated record.